This is a messenger RNA of Eruca vesicaria subsp. sativa (arugula), 1954 nucleotides long. The record is from the annotation of a GenBank genome assembly. Lineage: Eukaryota; Viridiplantae; Streptophyta; Magnoliopsida; Brassicales; Brassicaceae.
AAAAGUAUAAAGAGUGUCGAAUUACAUUUUUAUCUAUUUCCAGAAAAAAGUAUAAAGAGUGUCGAAUUUUAGAGACGUAAGGUAUCAAUCUUCCAUCUUCGUGUUGUCACCACGGUAAUCAUUGAACACACAUGCAAUUUUGAUUCUUUCUUCAAAUAUUCAUUAUUUCUCUCCCUCUAACCAUCAAAAAAGCUUCAUUUUGGUUACUUUCUGUUAGAGCUUCAUGGGCUUUUUGAGUUUUGUCUGAAUCAAUUUUUCCCAAAAAAAAAAAGACAAUGGAAUCUGAGAAGACAAGUGUUGUGAGUUCCAUCACAAGACCUUCAUGGGCAUUCCUUCUUCUUGCUUUCACCGUCUUAGCCAUUCUCUCUCACCAAAUCUCCUCAAAUUCAUUUCUCCCUCUCUUCAUCACCACCACCACCACGACACGUCAGCAUGACCCGGUUACCUGCUCCGGGUUUUUCCAACACGACCCGUCCCCGAAACGGAUCGUCAUGUCGAUAACAGAUUUUGGAGGAGUCGGAGACGGGAAGACGUCGAAUACAGAGGCUUUCCGCCGCGCCGUACAGCAUCUCCGUGGUUUUUCCGCCGAGGGUGGUGGGGUCCAGCUUAAUGUCCCCAAGGGCACGUGGCUCUCCGGUAGCUUUAAUCUCACCAGCAAUUUCACUCUCUUCCUCGAACAUGGCGCUGUCAUUCUUGGAUCCAAGGAUCUAGUCGAAUGGCCGAUAAUAGAGCCAUUGCCUUCUUAUGGAAGAGGGAGAGAGAGACCUGGUGGUAGACAUAUUAGCCUCAUUCAUGGAGACAAUCUCACCAAUGUUGUCAUCACUGGAGAGAAUGGAACAAUCGAUGGACAGGGAAGAAUGUGGUGGGAGUUAUGGUGGAACAGAACAUUAGUGCAUACGAGAGGCCAUCUCAUUGAGAUCAAAAACUCUCAUAAUAUCCUCAUCUCUAACCUCACUUUGCUCAACUCUCCUUUCUGGACUAUCCAUCCUGUUUACUGCAGAAAUGUUGUUAUUAGAAACAUGACCAUUCUUGCUCCAAUGAAUGCUCCUAACACCGAUGGUAUAGACCCAGACUCAAGCACCAAUGUCUGCAUUGAGGACUGUUAUAUUGAAAGCGGUGAUGACCUUGUAGCUGUGAAGAGCGGGUGGGACCAAUACGGAAUGGCCAUGGCACGUCCGAGUUCAAACAUCAUCAUCAGACGGAUCUCUGGCACUACACGAACUUGUUCGGGUGUUGGAAUAGGUAGUGAGAUGUCUGGUGGGAUUUUCAACAUAUCCAUUCAAGACAUUCACGUCUGGGACUCGGCGGCUGGGCUCCGCAUAAAAACAGAUAUAGGGAGAGGAGGUUACAUUUCGAAUAUAACCAUUAGUAACGUGUUCUUGGAGAAAGUGAAAGUUCCAAUAAGGUUUAGUAAAGGCUCAAACGAUCACCCGGAUGAUAAGUGGGAUCCAAAAGCUAUGCCGAGAGUGAAAGGUAUAUAUAUUAGCAACGUUGUGAGUGUGGACUCGAGAAAAGCACCAAUGUUGCUUGGUGUGGAAGGUGCAUCGUUUCAAGACAUAUGUUUGAGGAAUGUAACGCUUCUUGGGUUGCCCGAGACAGAGAAAUGGAAAUGCAAGGAUGUUUCAGGGUAUGCUAGUGAUGUUUUUCCUCUGUCAUGUCCACUACUGUUGCAUAAGAAAGGUUUGGUCUCUCAGUGUGUGUAGAUGAGUUUUUGAGGUUCUGAUUAAAUGGUGUUUUAGUUAGUUUUUUAGUUGAGUUCCAUGUGAUGAUAUAUGAUACAGGAGGCUAUGAGUUUGGGCAAGUUUUUUUGUUUGAGUGAAGAUUCAUGGUCCACUUUACAUGAUGUCAUAUUGGUUUUACUGUCACGAUUUUUUAUUCUUGUUGUGAAUUUUGAUUCUUUUGACGCAUACUGUGUAAAGAAAUAUACUUUGAAUUAUUCAAUAAAGAUGUUUUC